UAAAGGUAUUUUGCUACUGGUAGUGACGAUAGCUUAGCUCAUAACCAAGUCAGUAGAUGAGCUUUUACCUUCUCCGUUCCAGGGGGCUGGUAUGCUCCAGAGUGCUACAGGCUAGAAGCCUUGCUACUAUAGUUCAAGAUGAGAAUAAAAUAAUCUACAAUAAUGACAUAAAGGAUCUGAUAAAGAAGUCGUUCACGAACUUCAAGAACAAAAUCAAGCUUAACAACGUCAACAAAUUCAGCUACGAUGUGCUAAAGCAAAAAUACGACACAGAAUUUUUGAAAGUAAACAUGAACACCCUUUUGAGGAAAGUCUCCGACGUGGAAACGAAAGUUUUAACGCUAUCAAAUGAGCAUAUUAAGUUUGAAGAGUUGAAAAGAACACUCCCGUCAAUAAUGCCAUCUUUCAUAAUACCCCAAACAUUUACUCUUUACAACACUGCUGCUUAUUUGUUGUCCGAGGAUUCAGACUUAAACCAAGUCCCAGUCAAGAUUAAAGAUGCCGACUCAAUAUCGAAAUCUGAAAAAGUUGACUAUAUCAUGGACUUACUUGUUGAGAAACUGAUGUAUAUGAAAUUCAAACCUUACUACUUGCAAAAUGUUUUCAAUGACAGAAGUAAUAAUCAAAACUACAAUCAGAAUCUUACGAUAAACAUUAUGGACGUUGAUAAUCCCUGCGAAUGGUUUCCCCAAGCCAGGAAAAUCAAACGUAAAUUCAUCAUGCACGUUGGGCCCACAAACAGUGGUAAAACGUAUAACGCAUUGAAAAGAUUGGAAAACUGCUCAAAGGGCUAUUUUGCAGGACCUUUGAGAUUACUCGCUAGGGAAGUGUACGAAAAAUUUCAGGAGAGGGGUGUUAGAUGUAAUCUUGUUACAGGUGAGGAAGUCGUGGUUGAUAUUGAUGAAAAUGGAAAUAGGGCAGGCUUAACUUCAGGUACAAUUGAAAUGCUUUCAUUGAGUGACACAUAUGAUGUUAUUGUCGUUGACGAAAUUCAAAUGAUUGGGGACGAAUUCAGAGGAUCUGCAUGGACAAACGCCAUUUUGGGGGCAAAAGCAAAAGAGAUUCAUUUAUGUGGUGAAAAAAGUGCUAUCCCUCUGAUUGAAAAGCUAGUUAAAAUGACCGGUGAUGAUUUGGUUAUCAAUGAAUAUAACAGAUUAGGUAAACUAGUGGUCGAUGAAGAUCCUGUCAGCAUUCAUGAUCUUAAAAGAGGUGAUUGCAUCGUCUGUUUCAGCAAGCCUGUCAUCUUGGAUAUGAAAGCACAUGUUGAAAAACAAACAGGGUUGAAGUGUGCCGUGAUCUAUGGCGCGUUACCACCUGAAACUAGAGCACAAGAAGCACAAAGGUUCAAUAAUGGCGAGUACGAUGUUGUCGUUGCUUCAGAUGCUAUUGGUAUGGGGCUGAAUCUUAAAAUCAACAGAGUCAUCUUUACGACUACUCAAAAGUACAAUGGUAAGACAAAUAUAACAUUGUCCGAUUCCAAUAUCAAACAAAUUGGCGGACGUGCCGGUAGAUUUGGUGUUGGAGAGGGUGAAGGUCAUAUUACCGCUAUUUCUAAGGAUGAGUUACAUGUCAUUAAAAGGGCGAUUGAUGCCCCAGUGACAUUUUUGAAAAAAGCAGCACUUUGGCCACCUGAUGGAAUGUGGGUUAGAUACUAUUCCAUGUUUACAGAGGAAACAGAUUUGAACACCAUGUAUCGUAAGUUUGAAACUGAUCUAUCGAAGCAUUUUAGGAAAACAAAACACAUUGAGAGAGACUUUGUUCUUCAAUCCCUAGAUGACAGAAAAGCCGUGGGAAAGUUUUUCGAAAAAGAACAUCUUACCAAAAAGUUUUAUAUUCAAGAUCAACUUAAAUGCAUUGCUUGCCCAACCACAAUUACUGGAGCCCCAACCAGAGCACUGAAACUAGUCACUGAUGAUUUAUUCAAACAGUUCAUGCAAACAAUCAUCAACAGAAGUAGGAAGUCUAUUUUUGAUUUUGAGUCCAUGCCUUUUUAUGUCACAACCAGUGAUGAUAUUAAGGACAAACCAGUUUUACAAAAUUCAAAGGCCUACACACAUGGAUCUGAGAACUCAGAAGUAGAGCCCGUCCCAUCAAAUUUGAAGGGUGAGAUUAUUGAUAGAAUAAAAAAAGCUGAAGUCAAAGAAUUCCAGACCUUAAGAACUCCUGUAAAUAAAAUAGUUCCGGUUGAAGAGCGUUUGAUGAAAUUAGAGCAAUUUCAUAGAGCAACGGGAACAUAUAUGUGGUUGGCUUAUAGAUUUCCACAAUGCUUCACCGAUCUCCAAUCUGCCACUAAGUUAAGGGAAUUGAUUGAAUAUAGGAUCUCUGAGAUGUUGAGUAACUUAAGAGCUUCUAACAAGUUGAAUAAGAAAAGGUUCAAAACAUUCUGAUCCUUAUUCUUGAUCCCCAUCCUACCUUGUACAUAAAUAUAUUCUUUAUAUUAAAUCCUAAUGAGCGAAAAUUUUGUGCACAUUUACCUAAAACAGUACACACAUUACUCUAUAUAUUCCAGCCAUCUCUUUCCAUAUCCCCCGAUUUAAUAAAUGGUUCGUCAAGCUCGUUUAUCUUCAUAUCCGAACACAAGCAACAGGACCUUGAAAGU
Messenger RNA from Pichia membranifaciens NRRL Y-2026, 2599 nucleotides. RefSeq lists its product as hypothetical. The transcript has a single exon. Gene Ontology annotation, cellular component: mitochondrial degradosome. The record is from RefSeq and is a predicted model, not a curated record. Gene Ontology annotation, biological process: mitochondrial RNA 3'-end processing; RNA catabolic process. NCBI's taxonomy places the organism in Eukaryota, Fungi, Ascomycota, Pichiomycetes, Pichiales, Pichiaceae. The coding region runs from base 57 to 2387 and encodes 776 amino acids. Gene Ontology annotation, molecular function: hydrolase activity, acting on acid anhydrides; ATP binding; RNA helicase activity.